Psilocybe cubensis is the source of this 1692-nucleotide messenger RNA. RefSeq lists its product as uncharacterized. The record is from RefSeq and is a predicted model, not a curated record. Lineage: Eukaryota; Fungi; Basidiomycota; Agaricomycetes; Agaricales; Agrocybaceae. Gene Ontology annotation, biological process: rRNA processing. The transcript is spliced from 6 exons. Gene Ontology annotation, cellular component: nucleus. Gene Ontology annotation, molecular function: protein binding. The coding region runs from base 1 to 1692 and encodes 563 amino acids.
AUGAGCAACCUCAUAUCCGCCGUCGCUUGGGUGAAGCGCGGUGUGGCCGUCCAGCACCCAGAAAAAUACGUCCUUGAUGACAAGGAACUUGAGCGCGUCAGUGCCCUCGCCCGGAUCGAGCUCGAGGAUGCGCGCAUCGAGCUAGAACGCGCGCACUUGGCUGCUCAAGAAAUGGACAAGAGAGAAGAGGACGAGGAGGGCGAUGAUAAUGCAGAAGAGGACGAUGAAGACGACUGGGUCGAUGAGGAUGAUGAUGCUAUGGAUGUCGAUUCUGGUGCUGCUCCAAAACCAAAGGCAGAAGACGAUCUGGCUGAAUAUAACCUGGAUGAUUACGAUAACGAUGAACCCACUACGGCCGUUGGGCCUUUCAGUAAUAUCAAGGGACUAACAUACUACAAGGAUAAUGAAGAAGAUCCCUAUAUCACCCUAAAAGACGAAGACGACGACGAACGCGAAGAACUCGAAGUUCUACCCACCGACAACCUGAUCGUAGUCGCCAAAACCGAGGAUGAGAUCUCCCAACUCGAGAUCUACGUCUACGACGAAUCGCAAGAAAACCUCUACGCGCACCACGACCUCAUGCUGCCCAACUUCCCCCUCUGCCUCGAAUGGCUCGACUUCCCACCCGCCUCCUCCUCCUCGCAUGCGCAGCACGGACCGCACGCCAACGGCUUCGGGAACUACAUCGCAGUCGGCACGCUCGACCCCGAGAUCGAGAUCUGGUCGCUCGACGUGCUCGAGGCGAUGUACCCCUCCUCCAUCCUCGGCCGCCCCGACGAGACCAAAGCGCACGUCCCCGUGCCCAGCGGCACAGGCAAGAAGAAAAAGAAAAAGCCCAAGCACCGCGAGGCGCAGUCCGCGUACCACGUCGGCGCCGUGCUCGGGCUCAGCUGGAACAGGCACCAGCGCAACCUGCUUGCGAGCGCGAGCGCGGACAGGACGGUGAAGCUGUGGGAUCUGAGCCGCGACCCGACGGUGAACGGCGAGGGCGGCGAGGCCGCGGGUGCGAUCAGGAGCUUCGAUGUGCAUAAGGGCGAGGUGCAGGCGGUCAAGUGGAAUAAUCUGGAGCCGACGGUGUUGCUUACGGGAAGCUUCGAUCGGACGGUGAGGACGUUCGACUCGCGUGCGCCGACGACGGGCGUCGGUGCGAUUGUGGGCAGCGAUGUCGAGGCGCUGUGCUGGGAUCCAUGGGAGAGCUAUAGUUUCUAUGUUUCCCUAGAAAACGGCCUCGUACUCAACUUUGACGCGCGAACGCUACCGUCCAACCUCGAGCAGCCGUCACCCGCCCGCUUCACCGUGUCAGCGCACGACGGCCCUGCGUCCUCCAUCGACGUGAACCCGCACAUGCGCGGCUGCAUCGUGACAGGCGGCGCCGACAAGCUCGUCAAAGUAUGGAACGUAGACGAGGAGGGCGACAAGCGCAACGUCAGCCUCGUCACAUCGCGCGAUCUGGGUGUGGGCAAAGUCUUCUCGACCGUGUUCUCCCCAGACGACCCGCUGACGCUCGCAGCAGCCGGCUCAAAAGCCAAGCUGCAGAUCUGGGACGUCGGAUCGACAUUCGGCGCGCGCAAGGCGUUCGGCGCGAAAUUGCGCGCGGCGGGAAAAGAGCUCAAGGAGAAGGAGGAGGGCAAGGGCGGGGUUAUUGGUGUGCAGAGCGAUGAUGAGGAGAGCGACGCGGAUGAGGAUGAGUAG